CGAGAAUUCCUCAGGCUGACCCCAACAAUCGACCAUUUGCUUGGACAGAUCAAGACGAGGCACAAUUCAUUGUAUUGCUCAAGCGCUAUGGAUCUGAUUUCAGCGCGAUUACAUCGUGGAUGCCGGGAAAAUCGCUCGCUCAAGUACAGCGUCACUUUGACGACUACUUAGUGGAACGCAACUAUCGGCAAUAUCUGCCCCGAUCCGGCGGGCCAGCAGCCUUGUCAGAGCCCAGAAAUGAUCCACCUGCUUUUGGAUAUGGUUCUAAUAAGCAGAGCUACAGUCAUUACUCUCAGCAGCAACAUGCACCUGUGCAACCACAGCAGGUGCCGUCGGGUCCGAGUCAUGGUGGAGGCUCAUAUCGUCCUCAACCAAUGCUGUCUGUGCAGGGUCCUGGUCAGUAUACAAGCCCUUACAGUGCCUAUAACCAAGGACCUCCGGCUCCUCCACAGAAUCAGCCGAUGUUUCCCUAUGGCAGGCCACCCGAGGGUCCUGGAGGCUACAUGUCCAUGGGUGCCCACCCGUUCGGUCAAGCCCCACAACAGUCAUCGUACGACUAUCGCGGUGGUCCUGGAGGGCCGCCUCAGCACCCAUCAUUUCACAUGCACCCUCAGCAGCUACAUCAUCCGCAUCAUCCAUCUAUGCAGAGUAUGCCAUCUCAGUAUGGCAACCAACGUGGCUCAUUUGACAUGCGGCAUGAUCGUUCCGGUCCACCCAACAUCCCCCUUGGCCCAUCCGACAAGUCUGACCGUCCAUUGUCGCGCAAUUCAAUCGACUCCAUCCUGAACGGCAAUCCUCAUCCACGGGAUUUGCCGCCCGUUCAUCGUGGCGGCUACCCAGUGAAUCAAAACAACCGGAUGGGAGACGGCUAUCCCCCGCACAGUCAAGGAUACCACAACAACGGGCCUCGUGGUCCAUAUUACUACCCGCAUCAGAGGUGACAUCGCACUGCAUUAUAGAAAAGCAACAGCUGUACAUGGCUUGGCAUACAUUGUUUAUAGAUGGAAGCA
Messenger RNA from Protomyces lactucae-debilis, 1010 nucleotides. RefSeq lists its product as uncharacterized. Bases 120 to 941 code for a protein of 273 amino acids. NCBI's taxonomy places the organism in Eukaryota, Fungi, Ascomycota, Taphrinomycetes, Taphrinales, Protomycetaceae. The transcript has a single exon. The record is from RefSeq and is a predicted model, not a curated record.